Quercus robur (English oak) is the source of this 1053-nucleotide messenger RNA. Its product is annotated as CASP-like protein 4A4. The coding region runs from base 302 to 796 and encodes 164 amino acids. The record is from RefSeq and is a predicted model, not a curated record. NCBI's taxonomy places the organism in Eukaryota, Viridiplantae, Streptophyta, Magnoliopsida, Fagales, Fagaceae. The transcript has 3 exons.
GCGAUCCCAUCCCAUCUCUAGCAUGCUUAUGUAAGCUAGCAUUGGCAGAAGCAGUCUUUUCUUGCUUAUGUGUCUUCUUCUGUUUAGAAUUUUCAGAGCUUGUUUCUAAAAAAAUUGUUAACUUUAUAUUUUCUUAUUAACCUUGGACAGUGACCAUUGACCAUAAUAACAAGCUGCUUUCCUUGAAGUUAAGUAAAUGGUUAUCAAUCUACCCAUUUUUGGGAGAACAAAGCUCUAACAUAAAUCAAAUUUAGAGAGUAGUCCCCGAAAUCAUCAGAAGCAAAGAAAAAAGAAGAAUAUAAUGAAGAAAGAAAGUGAUGUGUUAGUGAUUGAUUGUAGAUCAAUGGCCGGUGUUUCACCUAUGGCAGCUAGUUCUCUUGCCCAACAGCCAUUCCCAACACCAUCGCCGUUCACUUUCUCAAUUGCCUCUGCCAGGUCGAACACUAGACCUUCUAUCCAUCUUUGCUCUCUCAUCCUUCGGUUCUCGGCACUUAUUUUCUCCUUUGUAUGCGCUCUCUCACUGGCCACAUCAACACCAAAGAAACAAGGCAGAGCACCUUCUAACUUCAAUGAGUACCCAGAAUUAAUGUACUGCUUUAUUGUAAACAUAUUUACUUUCAUCUACUCGGAUUUCCAACUUUUCAAAGGUGUCUGUGACAUUACCUAUAGAGGCAUUCUCAUCCCAGAUAUGAUCUCAGACUACAUUAGCUUCAUCCUCGAUCAGCAUUUGACAGUUGGUGGGUUACCUUCUCAUUUCGUCAUCCUCAGUAGCAAUACCAGCUAUUCAACGCAUUAAGCACACUGCAUCACUCUCGAAGGCAACCAUCAUUGCCAUCAGUAUGUCCUUUGUAACUUUCCUUGCAAUUGCCACUUGCGGUCUCUUGUCAGGCUACAAGCUUUGUAAGAGGAUCAUCUGGUGAUGCUUCAGGUUGCUUGUGCAAAUAUUAUAUAACCUGAUCAGCUUCUCAAGCAACUUCUUCUUACUUAUGUUGUAAUGUUAAUCAACUAUGAUACUUCUCCAAUAAAAUAGCUUCCAAUACAAUUGAAUGCUGA